AGACCAGACCAGACCAGACCAGACAAGACGAGAACUAGACGCUACCUUCGCUUCGUUUCCAUCACCUCACCUCACCUCGCCUCACCUCGCUUCCAUGUCCCAGCCAGCCUCCAACACGGGAGCGUCGCCGUCCGAGGCCGACCCGUUCCUUCGGCCCCACCAAAUCUACAACGAGAAUGCCUCGGUCGAAGAGCUCGAGCAGAUCUACUACCGCUUCCAGUCGCUCAAGCAAAAGACACUACUGGAACUCGGGACCGCCACCAAGAACGCCGCCGAUUUUUUCGAGCUUUGCGUCGACCGGCACCAGGAUGCCUUGGCCGUGAUGGCCGUCGACCACGAGGCCCGCUAUACCUUCCGACAGCUCGACGAGGCGGCCAACCGCAUCGCCUGGUGGGGGCGGCAUGAAUGCGGGCUCCAACAACUCGACGUCGUCGCGCUGCUGAUGGAAAACCGGCCCGAGUUCCUGGCGUUCACGAUGGGCCUGGCCAAGAUCGGCGUGACUAUCGCCCUGAUCAACACCAACCUCAAGGGCGCACUGCUGCUGCAUGCCAUCCGCACGGCCAAGGCCAAAUGUGCCGUGGUGUCGAUGGGCAAGCUCGGCAACUGGUCCUCGCUCGGCAAUCUGGGCAGCCUUGGAGGCAGCGAGAAGAGUGGAGACGAUGAACAGGCCCAGCCGCUGCCGCCCGUCUGGAUCUACCAAGGCGAGGGGCAGACCAUCCCGAGCAGCGAGCUGGAUCGACUCAAGCAUGAACACGGAUGGGCUCGCUGGCAUGCCCUGCAGCCCGAGCUCCUGGCCCGCCAGAGUGCCGAACGGCCCAAGGCCCAAGAGCACCGCAACCAGGUCCACGAACGCACCCCACACUACUACAUCUUUACCUCGGGCACGACAGGUCCGUCCAAGGCCGCAAAGUUCUCGCACCGGCGCUUUGUUGGCUGCGCGGUGACAUGGGCUGGCCCAAGCGGCCUGCGCAAGGGCGAUCGAUACUAUAUCACACUGCCCUUGUAUCACGGAAACGGCGGCUGCGUCGCUGUUGCUCCCUGUUACUUGCUUGGCAACCCAAUCGUCCUGAGGGAAAAGUUUUCGGCAUCCAAUUUCUUCAAGGAUAUUCGUGAGCACCAGUGCGUUGCGACCGUCUACAUUGGCGAGCUCUGGCGAUACCUCUACCUCCAGCCUCCCAGUGCUAUUGACGGCACCCCCGAGUUCAGCCCGCUCCGGGUUGCCAUCGGCAACGGACUGCGACGAGAGCUCUGGACCGACAUCACGCAGCGAUUCUACAUCCGACAGGUGGUCGAGCACUACGGCAGCACCGAGAUGCCCGGCGACGCGGUCCUCAACUUUUUCAACCACCCCGGGUCGUGUGGAUUCCUGCCCGAGAGCGUUGCUCGGGAAAAGUCGAUGACGGGCGAAGGCGGCAUCCUGGUGCAGUACGACGUUGAAGAAGACCGGGUGGUGCGAGACGAAGCGACACAGCAUUGCGUGCCGUGCGAGCCCAACCAAGUUGGCGAAAUGAUCAUGAGGCUGCCCGGAGGACUCUAUGACGGAUACGUUGGCCAUGUGGCGACGAGGCGCAAGCUGUACGAGAACGUGUUCGAGAAGGGCGACUGCUGGUGGAGUAGUGGCGACUUGCUCAAGGUCGACGAGAAGGGGUUCUUUUUCUUUGUCGAUCGAGCGGGCGACUCGUACCGCUGGAAGGGCGAGAAUGUCUCGACGAACGAGGUGCAAGCUGUUGUCGCGGCGUUUCCAGGAAUCGCCGAGUGCAACGUUUACGGCAUCCAGAUCCCCAACACCGAGGGACGAGCCGGAAUGGCAUCGAUCCACCUGACAGGGCCGGGCGGCGCCGAGACGUUCGACUUUGGGGGAUUCGCCCGACACCUCUCGGAGAGCCUGCCAAGCUAUGCGCACCCGGUCUUUCUGCGGUUCCGCGAAUCCGAGAAUGAAAAGACAAGCACGCUCAAGUUCCAAAAGUUCAAGUACAGCCAGGAGGGCUUUGACUUUCGCAAGUUUGCGGGCCCCGGGCAGGACCGGGUGUACAUGCUGGAGACAGCCCGGCGCAGCUUCAUCCCCGUCGAUAACGCUGUGCUUGAGCGGAUCGAGCAGGGAGGACACUACCGGUUCUGAGAGCGUGUGAUCUCGCGAUAGGACCUUGCGGAGGCGGCGGCGGGAGCGGCGGGCGCUCAUGCCCAAGCGCAGACCCGAGGCAGGCCGGUUGGCGCCAGAGAUAGGAAACGAAUACAGACUUUCACGAGUCAGGGCCUGAGCGGCCAGCACGACGAAA
Messenger RNA from Polychytrium aggregatum, 2276 nucleotides. RefSeq lists its product as uncharacterized. The transcript is spliced from 5 exons. Gene Ontology annotation, molecular function: long-chain fatty acid transmembrane transporter activity; long-chain fatty acid-CoA ligase activity. Bases 95 to 2119 code for a protein of 674 amino acids. The record is from RefSeq and is a predicted model, not a curated record. Lineage: Eukaryota; Fungi; Chytridiomycota; Chytridiomycetes; Polychytriales.